Molecule: messenger RNA, 438 nt
Organism: Closterium sp. Yama58-4
Lineage: Eukaryota; Viridiplantae; Streptophyta; Zygnematophyceae; Desmidiales; Closteriaceae
Source: the annotation of a GenBank genome assembly
AUGGCGAGCCAAAAGUUCCUUUUCGCUUCGCUUCUCGUCCUGCUGGCCGUUCUUCUCAGCAUCUCCGACUUUCCUUCUGCUCACGGUGCACGAGCUCCCUUCAGGGGCGUUGCAUCCCCCGCUACAGUCACACAGAGGAGGGUGCUUCACAGCUCGUCCAAGACAUGCACGGACAAGUACGAGUCGAAGCUGCAGAGGUGCCAGGACAAGGAGACGCAGUGCAUAGACCGCGCGCGCGACUGGCGGCACGAGCAGAAAUGCACAGAGAAGCGCGGCGAGUGCGAGUGGGAUGCGAACGAUGCUUUCAACGAGUGCCAGGAGGAGUGCGUUGAGAAGUGUGAUGAGCAGCUGAACGAGUGCUAUGAUGACCACGACAACCAUCACGACAGCCGCAAGUGCGACAGGAAGGACCAGAAGUGCCGUGAUAAGUGCAACUAA